Molecule: messenger RNA, 606 nt
Organism: Trichosurus vulpecula (common brushtail)
Lineage: Eukaryota; Metazoa; Chordata; Mammalia; Diprotodontia; Phalangeridae
Gene: CNTF
Product: ciliary neurotrophic factor
Exons: 2
Coding region: 1-606 (201 amino acids)
Biological process (GO): positive regulation of tyrosine phosphorylation of STAT protein; positive regulation of axon regeneration; astrocyte activation
Cellular component (GO): axon
Molecular function (GO): growth factor activity; ciliary neurotrophic factor receptor binding; cytokine activity
Source: RefSeq, a predicted model, not a curated record
AUGGCUUUCACAGAGCACACCCCGCUAACCCCCCACCGCCGGAACCUCUGCACCCGUUCCAUCUGGCUAGCAAGGAAGAUCCGUUCAGACUUGAAUUCCCUCCUGGAGUCUUACGUUGAAUAUCAGGGUCUGAACAAGAAUAUCGACCUGGAUUUUGUGGAUGGUGUACCAACAGCCAGCACUGACCGAUGGAAUGAGCUGACAGAAGCAGAAAGGCUACAAGAAAAUCUCCAAGCUUAUCGUACCUUCCAUAGGCUCCUGACUAAAGUCCUGGAGGACCAGAAGGUACAGUUCACCCCCACAGAAAGAGAUUUCCACCAGAACAUCCACAGGCUCCUGCUCCAAGUGUCUGCCUUUGCUUACGAGAUAGAGGAGCUGAUGGCACUGCUGGGACAUCAGGCCCCAUGUCAAGAGACCGACAAGAUGCCAGAUGGUGGUGGUCCCCGAACCUUCUUGGAAAAGAAACUGUGGGGCUUGAAGGUGCUGCAGGAGCUCAUGCAGUGGACAGUAAGGUCCAUCCACGACCUCCGUUGGAUCUCAUCUCCUGGCCAGAACAGAGUCCCGGCCAGUGGGAGUCAACAACUUGCCGAGGCCCAGGAGAUGUAG